This is a messenger RNA of Thelazia callipaeda (thelaziosis nematode), 264 nucleotides long. The record is from the annotation of a GenBank genome assembly. Lineage: Eukaryota; Metazoa; Nematoda; Chromadorea; Rhabditida; Thelaziidae.
AAAUUACCGAAAUCUGAUAGUGCGCAUUGCAUAGAAGCACCAAAAUUCCAUUACGAUAUGGAUUUUGAUUUACGUGCUUUAAAAGCAGCUUUAAAAUCCGCGGAAUUUCUCGAAGAAUCAGGCUAUCAAUCAAUACUUGAACGUUCUCAGCAUAACCAAUAUGGCACUGGAUGGUUUAUCAAUGAAAAUAUCAGUGAAAUCGAUAGUGAUACCGAUGAUAACUGGGGUAUAUUCUUUAUUUUCCCAUCAAUGAGUCAAAAAUAG